Molecule: messenger RNA, 371 nt
Organism: Drosophila kikkawai
Lineage: Eukaryota; Metazoa; Arthropoda; Insecta; Diptera; Drosophilidae
Product: drosomycin-like
Biological process (GO): defense response
Source: RefSeq, a predicted model, not a curated record
AGUGGUGGAGUUCAAACGCUUCCAGUAACUUCGCAAUUACAUAUUUGCUCCCUCAAAAGUCAAAAGUUAAAAUGGUUCAAAUCAAACUUACUUACCUUUUCUUUGCUUUCUUGGCCAUUGUGGCUCUGUGCUGCAACACGGCCCAAGCUGACUGCCUCUCUGGCAGAUAUAAGGGUCCUUGCGCAGUCUGGGACAAUGAGACCUGCCGACGGGUUUGCAAGGAGGAAGGACGAAGCAGUGGACACUGCAGCCCCAGUCUCAAGUGCUGGUGCGAGGGAUGUUAAGCCAACAACAACCCAAUCUAUACUUUUUUGUAUCAUUGAAAUGUGUAAAUAAAUCAUAGGCUGUAAAAAGCCUAUUUGAUUCUUAAA